AUGAAGCUUGGUUCUUGGUGGGCAUUCAUAGGAGGCGUUGUAGCAUCUGAGACCCUAUGCCAAGACCACUCUGCUUCUUUCCCCCCUCACAAUUUCACAUUUCCUCCUAUUCUCAAAGCCUGUGCCAAGCUCCGAUCAGCCCCUCAAGUCCAAAUGGUCCACACCCAUCUCCUGAAAAUCGGGUUCUUCUCCGACGUCUACGCUGUCACCGCUCUCACGGACGCUUCCAUGAAGCUCAACCUCAUGGACGAUGCACUCAAGGUGUUCGACGAAAUGCCUCACCGAAACUUGGCUCCUGUAAACACUGUGAUUUCCGGGUUGUUGCAUAAUGGACAUUGCAUAGAGGCUUUAAAGGUGUGCAAGAGCGUUGGUUUUGGAGGGCUCGGGUUGAAUUCAGUUACUAUAGCUAGUGUGUUUUCGGCGUGUGACAAUGCGAAGCAGGGGAUGGGAAUGGAUUGCGUGGCGGUGAAGCUCGGGGUUGAGAGUGAUGUUUAUGUUGCUACCUCAGCUGUGAGUAUGUAUUGGAGCUGUGGGGAGUUGGUUUCUGCUGCAAAGUUGUUUGAACAUAUGCCUGUCAAGAAUGUGGUGAGUUAUAAUGCUUUUAUAACAGGGCUUUUGCAGAAUGGGGUUCCAAGGGUGGUGUUGGAUGUGUUUAAGAAAAUGAGAGCAUGUAGAGGUGAAAAUUCGAAUUCACUGACAUUGGUUUCGGUUCUUUCUGCUUGUGCUAGUGUUUUGUAUCUCUGA
Molecule: messenger RNA, 744 nt
Organism: Rosa rugosa (rugosa rose)
Lineage: Eukaryota; Viridiplantae; Streptophyta; Magnoliopsida; Rosales; Rosaceae
Product: pentatricopeptide repeat-containing protein At2g02750-like
Exons: 1
Coding region: 1-744 (247 amino acids)
Biological process (GO): RNA modification
Molecular function (GO): protein binding; RNA binding
Source: RefSeq, a predicted model, not a curated record